GUGUUAACCAAUGUUUUGUUCCCUGUCAAGCGCUUCGAGCCUCACUGUGCAGUACGGUGCGCGCUGUGCCAAUAGUGACCUGCGUCGCCAUGACUCUGCUUGAUCUCCCUCGUCCACGGCGUGACCUGCGUCGCGCACAGAGCUCGAAGACGAGACGGGAGUCCACGCAGAAGCCGCUCAUCCACGAUCUCCCAGGAGUUGUCGCAUCUCUUUCUCGUGCGCGGUCCUUGCCACCCGUGCGCGGGAGCCGGAGGGAAGCCAUAGCCUCUCCGGAGACGAGCCCCAAGAACACAGAGCCCAGGUGGCAGAAACACGCCUCGCGCUUGCAGAAGCUAUUGGCAGAGACAGACUGCGAGCUGGUGGCGGAGAACACGUUCAUCUCGGUGUCGCCCAAUUGUUGUUCUGCUGGCGCACGGAGCCGCAGCAUGCCCGCGCAGGUGGAUGAUUACUGUGACCGUCCACGCAGCGGUACUGCCACCCCAGAACCAUGGGAAAGAGAGGAUACGCAGGAGCAGAGCUCAGUUGGUCCCUUUGGACAGGAGGGACAAGGCAUUCCGCUUCAAGCUGUGCACUGCGUGCAAUUCGCGCCGUCAGACUCGCCAGAUUUGAUACGGUGGCUGAUGGAACAUGCUAUGAGCCACUUGGCCGGGCAUUCUUCUCACUUGGCUUGGAGCACUCCAAGCUUUGAAUCUCUUCAUACAAAAACAGCACGGCACAUCAUGGCAGGUUCUGCAGCCCGCAUUGCGGCCUUGGAGGAGCGUGCUUCUGUGGCUGCAAGAUGCAAUCAAAGGUCAAGACCACCUGGGGUUCCACAGGGCUCCUGUGCAUGGUCGCACAAGUUCAGGAGCUUCAGCAACAAUGCAAGAACACACGUUUCACAUGCUUGCUGAAGGCAUUUUUGAUGUGGGCUUGACUAGGAUAUCGGAUAUCGGAUAUAUGCUAUAAAUAUAUAAUAUCCAUCAGAACCAUCAUGAAUCAUGCAUAUGGUUUGGACACCCAAAACGGCCACCUGUGUGGACCCUAGGUGGCCCACUUGGAACUCUUGAACUCCCAGCUUCACGCGGCCUAUAUCCACGCGGACGCCUGGCGAGAUCAUUAGGCCGAUCUCCGUGUCCCUUCUCCUCGACCUCUGAGUGGCACUUUUGCGGUCGUGGAAAUUCUGGCACAGGCACUCAGGCACUUUUGGAAUCAAAACAAACCGCACUUUGGCAGUCCUUUUGUGCCAGGAAAUGCCAGGAAUAUGAAUAUCAGAUUGUCCAUACGAGCAAGUCCCUUUGAACAGCAAGGGCCCUCAACGUGAGGGUCGGACCAUGUCAGUCUUCUUUUAAUCGACGUUUACAGCCUCGUCGCUUUGCGACACCGUGCACGACUCCCUGCACUCAUGUGCUCGCCACAGAGUUAUAUCAGUUUGGGCUGGAUUCGGUCAGCUGCAGACGCACUCCAUGUCUCAAGAGUCACACAUUGUCGUCAGCCUAUCGCG
Durusdinium trenchii is the source of this 1480-nucleotide messenger RNA. The record is from the annotation of a GenBank genome assembly. Lineage: Eukaryota; Dinophyceae; Suessiales; Symbiodiniaceae.